Molecule: messenger RNA, 1683 nt
Organism: Drosophila busckii
Lineage: Eukaryota; Metazoa; Arthropoda; Insecta; Diptera; Drosophilidae
Gene: dmrt99B
Product: doublesex- and mab-3-related transcription factor A2
Exons: 4
Coding region: 1-1521 (506 amino acids)
Biological process (GO): regulation of transcription by RNA polymerase II; sex differentiation
Cellular component (GO): nucleus
Molecular function (GO): DNA-binding transcription factor activity, RNA polymerase II-specific; RNA polymerase II cis-regulatory region sequence-specific DNA binding; protein binding
Source: RefSeq, a predicted model, not a curated record
AUGAGUUUGCCGUCGGGUGUGGAUAUGCAGAAUCUAAUGUCACAGCAUCCGGUGCUUGGUGCCUUGCCACCUGCCUUCUUUCUCCGCGCCGCCUCAGAGCGUUAUCAGCGCACUCCAAAGUGCGCGCGUUGUCGCAAUCAUGGCGUGGUGAGCGCGUUAAAGGGUCACAAGCGCUACUGUCGCUGGCGGGAUUGCGUUUGUGCCAAGUGCACGCUAAUUGCGGAACGUCAACGUGUCAUGGCUGCACAGGUUGCCUUGCGCCGCCAACAGGCGCAGGAGGAGAACGAGGCGCGUGAGCUGGGCUUGCUUUACACUUCAGUGCCAGGAUCGGCGCAACAAAAUGGCAACGACAGCAUAACGUCUAGUUCACACAGCCCCACACAUGCUGGAGCCGCCGGCGCAGGAGCAGCUCCAGCACAGAAUGGUGUUUUCCACGGCGGUAUACCCUCGCCACCCAGCGAUGGCUACGAAGCCAGCACUACGCCCAGCCAUCAGCAUCAACAGCAGCAGGAACAACAACAACAACAGCAGCAGCAGCGUCAGUCGGCGCAACAUUACAACGGCAAUGAAUCCGACACGGAAGGACGCACACGUUCCGAGCAUCUCAGCGUAGGCUUCUCCCCCACACGCACAGAGCUCGACGAAAGUCCUGUUUCUAAACGUGGCGCUGCGCAUUCCAAUGAAACUGAUCAGGAUUCUGGCUCCGAGUCGGGCUCGCCCAGCAGUCCCAGACCCAAGGUGGCGGGACUGUUCAAUCUGACCUCCAGCCUAUCGCCCGCACGCACCGGUCCGCCCAGCUCACCUGAAUCCGAUUUGGAUGUGGACUCGGCGCCCGAUGAGGCCACACCCGAGAAUCUCAGUCUCAAGAAGGAGGACAGCAACUCGCCUCCAAACACACCCGCCGAGAAUCUGCAUCUGUUGCGCUCCUUUGGUAAUGGGCAUGGUCAAGGCUUCAUGCCCUAUCACCAUCAGCAGUUCCUUGCCGCCGCUGGCCUGCCCGCUCAUCAUCCGGUGGCUCAGUCAGCAUUACAACAGCAGCAGCAACAGCAGCUGGCGCAACAUGUUCAGGCACAGCAGCAGCAACAGCACCAUCAUCAUCAGCAACAGCGUUCACCCAUUGAUGUGCUCAUGCGAGUGUUUCCCAAUAGACGACGCAGCGAUGUCGAGCAUCUAAUGCAACGCUUUCGCGGUGAUGUGCUGCAGGCAAUGGAGAGCAUGCUGGCUGGUGAGGAUAUGACACAGACACCGCCGCCCCCCCAGGUGCCAUCUUCACCGCCAUUUCCCAUGAAGUCCGCCUUCUCGCCACUGGUGCCGCCCACAGUCUUCGGUUCACCUACGCAUCCGCACCGCUAUCACCCGUUCAUGCAGGCGCAUGCCAAGCGCUUCCUCUCCGCGCCCUAUGCCGGCACGGGCUAUUUGCCCGGCGUGCUAAGUGCUGCCGACAUAGAGCAAUCGGAGUCGAAUGGAGCCAAUAGCAUGGCCAUGGACCGUUGCAGCAAUGCGGGUGACUCCCAAGAUUGAGACAACAGCAACAGCAGUAACGUCCCCACUAGCGUUGCUGUCGUCUUCCGCCCCUUUGAAUAGUAUCGCCAUAUUCAAGACUGUUUCUGUUUCAGUCGCCAUUAAAUUGAAACUCCAGCGACGCUUACAUAUUGUAAACAGAUAUGGAUCCGCGGAAACAUU